AAGGCGGUCAGUGCCUAGUGAAAUGAAGAUGGUCUUUUUAAAAUUCUUUCGACCGACUUUUGUUUUUCUUUCCUACUUCUCUUUUCCUCUCUUGUCUUAUGUCGUCGUAUCGGCUAGCAAUUUCCCUUGUCCAUGUGGGAGAGGUGCGAUGAGGCUCGGCCUCCGGCCGGGCAGGAUCCCGACGUCGUCGGCCUGGGGACCCUGAUCGCUUGCGCCGGUUCCGCAUCUAUCGCGGUUCUCUGCUUGGUGGUUCAGUAUCUAUUUUUCUAUCUCCCUCUAGGCGAGGACGAGCAGCGGCCAUGUGCCGCUAGUCCGAUAGACGUCCUGCUAGUAGGUUGGCUCCGGAAGCCUCUUAGGUAUUUAGGUAUCAAGUCCAGUUCGCCAGCCACGCCCCGGCAACGGGAGCGAAGAUGGCCUGCGGCUCUUGAUCGAUAUGUCUUGGCUCUGGGCGAUGUCCAGCUUGCGAUGGGACUCGCAGUGCUCGCAUACGGUUACGCAUCAUUGAUCGAGCAAGGCUUGUCAAUGUAUCACUGGUGGCUCAUCGUGGGACUUGUCUGGUUUUCGGUAGUAACGAAUCUAGCGACCACUUCGUACCUACGCACCUACUUCGCCAAUAGAGACCCGGGCGAGCGAUGGUGGAGGCUCAGUCUUCUUAUCUUUCUUGUUGUGGUGCUCAGCUUUUCCAUGGUGCCGAUUUACCAAAUCAAAGAGAGGCUUGCUAAUGAGCAUGACGAGGAUGUACAGCGCAGGAUUCUACUUACGACGAACGCACUCUGUUACUUUCCUGGACAUGGCGCAAGCUUCGUUACGCCACAUUUUCGAUCCGGAGUUACGCUUGUCGGCAUUGCUAUUGUUGUCGGAUUGGCCCUUUUUGGGCUUCUGUGGAUCUACGAGAGGCCCCGCAGUGUCAUUUUUAAGUGGCGUGACCAUUACCGGGGAGAAAUGGAGCGAUCGUUUUUCGGGGAUGGAGGCAAUAUCAUAACCUGCAUUCGCUGCGAGCAGCGGCACUUAUUGCUCGUGGUCCGGCCCGUCCUCGCGCUUUGGCUUGUUCUGCGGCUCUACGCCGACCUCCUAAAUUCUGUUUUAACCGAAAUCACCUGCACUGCGGCUACAUUUACCUGGGUGGUCGUGCGUUUUAUCGACAUACUGCGGUUCGGUGGUACUUUGGAAAUUGAUGGUCAUCAUUGGAAUUUCGGACAGAUUAUUGCCCUUGCUUUCUUCGCAGCGCCACUUGGAUCGUUGGCAGGUUGCUUAUAUGGCACUAUUGGGAAACUAUUCUUCGGUAAUAAUGGCUUUUUCAGGUGUCUCAAGCUACAAAAACCGGAAUGGUUACAAAGGUUUUGUAAAACAACACAGCCCGAGCAGACAUCAGAAAAUGAGCCAGACGAUGGUAUUCAACCCGGCUCCGAGCGUACCGAAAGAACUGAUGGAUUGGUUGCGAAGGAUCACUCGGAGACCGCGGAGGGUAAUCCUCAGGCGCAGACACCCGAGCAGAGAAAUAAUUUGGAAAAUGGUGUUGAUGACUUGUCCAAGAGCAUAGAUUAUGUGAAUACUUACAAGGUGCUUCUUUCGCCUCGGUUCGUUGUUGCACUUCCGGUCAUGGGCUUCUCGAACUUACUGCACCUCGUGCUGCUACUGGUCUUACCGAAGGUGCCCGGUUACCCGUCGCCCCCUAACGUCCUCUGGCGGACCAUUUUCUGGUACCUCGUCUAUCAACCGCUACUUCUCUUCGCGUUUUUCCUCGCCGGGAUGAUAGUGGAGGAAAGAGUCACAAACGAGGGACGAAUGCGAGUCGCAUAUCUGGUAAUCGCCGCCGUCACAGCCGUAUUAUCUACGGCAGCUAUCCUAGAUACGCUGUACGGCCUUGGUGGUAUUCCAAUGUCGUACAUAGGCAUGGGAGCACUAGGUCUGAUUCUACUCAUCUAUCUUUUAUACGGAUGUGUGGCUCGGCCUAGCCCUCUAGCGAAAGGCAAGGGUCGUAGGAAUGGAGAUAUCGAGGAAGCUCAACCGCUCCUCGGGGGCACGAUUGGAGAUGUCAGAAGGAGGUUCAUACCAGAAAUUCGCAUCUUCCCCGUGCGGAGACCGAAGCGGUGGCAUGGCCCUUCACGGAGACCUCAGGUGACAAGAGGGAGAAGAAGCUACGGCACAAUCGAUUAAGACUUUAGCACGACGGUAGCUGAGCAAAUGAAAAUAACGGCGGGUGGCGGCACGGUUGCAUAAAGUUUAUUGGUUCAUAUCCCCUUCGAGUCU
Molecule: messenger RNA, 2250 nt
Organism: Annulohypoxylon truncatum
Lineage: Eukaryota; Fungi; Ascomycota; Sordariomycetes; Xylariales; Hypoxylaceae
Exons: 4
Coding region: 133-2157 (674 amino acids)
Source: RefSeq, a predicted model, not a curated record